Messenger RNA from Planococcus citri (citrus mealybug), 621 nucleotides. RefSeq lists its product as uncharacterized. The transcript has 3 exons. The record is from RefSeq and is a predicted model, not a curated record. Bases 228 to 533 code for a protein of 101 amino acids. Lineage: Eukaryota; Metazoa; Arthropoda; Insecta; Hemiptera; Pseudococcidae.
AGGCUCAUGAACUACAAAAUUGAUAACAAUGGUAAAAGAAAACUGAAAAUCUUCAAAUUUUUAAUUUUAUACGCAUUCUAGAUUCAUUUCAAAGAAAAAAUUGAAAUUCAAUUCGUAUAGCAAUUUAAGAUCGAAUUGAAUUUGAACUCGCAAUGUUCUCUGCAAUAGAUUGACGUCCACUUUCAUUCAUCAGUUCGAUACUCAAGUCAAAAUAGUUCAGUUACACAAUGGAUCAGUUACCCAACCCAAUUAGAAAACCUCCCAAGAAACCCAAGAAGUUCGGUUUUUUUGGGUUAACUCUUGCUGAAUUCCCCUUGGUCAUUACAAUGGGUACUCUAAUUUUAGCUCAUGUUUGGUACGGAUCGUAUUUGUUUAGCGAUGAAUUAUCUGAAGAAAACCGAACGCUGAGAUAUAUUCCUUUUAGAAGCGAUUACGAAGACUUCAGGAAAGGAUUGAAUAAUAUUAGGAAACGAUUCUUCGCCAAAAAAGCCGCAGAAAAUGAAACAGUUCGUGAUCUGUAUGGUGAUUCUUAGGUAAUUAAUUUUAACAUUUUAGUUUCGACUGUUUGUAAAUAUGUUUGAACGUUUUUACGUAAUAAAAAAUAAGGAAUUUUUAAACAAA